AUGUCGGACGUUUUUGACCAAAUCGAGAUUAUAAGUCUGGACGAUGUGGAUUCCGGUUAUGGCAGAAGCAUAUCAAACAAUGAUGACGAUUUGGAAGCGGAGAUUGAUGACUUGGAAGUGGAACCAUGGGACCCAACGAUAUAUGAAGAAGCGUUUGCUGAGAUUCAUCUACACCUUCGGAAAACAAUCAGCCGACUUCCUUUCAUAUCAAAAUUUGUCAUCUCAACCAAGUUCUUCACAAUUCACUUCACUUUUGUGCCUUUCAUUAUUUUUGAAUCAUUAAUAUUAGCAUUUUAUUUACUGAAUAAAUUAUCAGCAUAA
Molecule: messenger RNA, 321 nt
Organism: Caenorhabditis briggsae
Lineage: Eukaryota; Metazoa; Nematoda; Chromadorea; Rhabditida; Rhabditidae
Exons: 2
Coding region: 1-321 (106 amino acids)
Source: RefSeq, a predicted model, not a curated record